CAGAUUGCUUUUCUCAGGCGGAGCAGAGGGUGGCUGUUGCGCUCGGUUGCUGUGUGGGGGGAUAGAUUGCUCGCUCGCUCUCUCGCUCGCUCUCUCCCCCUGAGCAAGAGCACCCGAACGAAAAGCAGCGCCGAGCCUAAGCUUGAGGCUCACUGCCGACCUUUUCCUGCAGGAACUCCAUCCGUUUCCCAACCAUGUCUGUUGAGCUGGAAGAAGCUGACCUGCCCCUGACUGAGGCAGAAGAGGCGCCUCUGGCCCCGGAGAAGAAAGGCGCUUCCAAGAAAGCCAAAGGCGGCGUCGGCGGCUCGACUCUCUCCCCCUCCAAGAAGAAGAAAAACAACAAGAAAAAGAACCAGCCGGGCAAGUACAGCCAGCUGGUGGUGGAGUCCAUCCGCAAGCUGGGCGAACGCAAUGGUUCCUCGCUGGCCAAAAUCUACAACGAAGCCAAGAAAGUGGCCUGGUUCGACCAGCAGAACGGGCGCACCUACCUCAAGUACUCCAUCAAGGCGCUGGUGCAAAACGACACCUUGCUCCAGGUGAAGGGGACGGGCGCCAACGGCUCCUUCAAGCUCAACAAGAAGAAGCUCGAGGGGGGCAGCGAAGGGGGCGCCGGCGGCGGCGGCGGCGCCUCCCACGCCAAGUCACACAAGAAGGCGGUCGCAGCGCCCGCUUCGCGGAAGGUCGAGAAGAAGCCCGUCGCCAAGAGCAAAAAGAUGGAGAAGAAAUCGCACAAGAAAGGCGCCGGCGCUGCCGCCGCCAAGAAGGACAAGGUGAAAGCCAAGAAGACGGCCAAGAAAAGCACCGCUUCGCCCAGCGCGAAGAAGGUGAAGAAGUCGGCGAAGCCCAAGGCGCUCAAGAGCCGGAAAUGAGCCUCGCCAGGGGUGGGGAAGGGGAAGGGGCAGCGUCGCUCGUCCUUCUGCCCAGGACUAUUGAGCCCCAAGACACGGACUUUUAGCUCGAAGCACAGAGCCGCGUUACCCGCUUCGGUUUUGUUUCUGCAGCUUUUUUUUUUUUCUGGGGGAGGGGUGGGGGUGGGGCUGGUUCAAUAGCACUCGUUUCCUCCAUAAACACGAUCCCGAUUGUGAGUCUCGUUUGAGGAGUGGGCUGUACGGUGUUUGUCCCCCCACCCUUUUUUAAAUAAAUAAAUGGGACGUUGACGCCACGGGGGGGAUUAUUUGGGCUUGGAUUUUGGCAAAGCGGUUUAAAAAAUCGCCCCCAAAUCCCGGCGAGAUAUACGCCCCCUCCUUGCCACCAGCUCCCCAUUUCUGCGGGGAGAGGCGCUCUUUUGAAUGGCUUCCCGAAGUUUGAACACCCGUCCAGGUCGACCCCCGCCCCCAGCACUUCGAGGGCCGUGGCGCCAUGGCAACGGCCCAUUGGCUGCGAGAGCGGCUGGGACGGCGCUUGGCUGAAGUGCAGGCAGCGUUCCAUGUGGGGGUGAGCGGGCGGCCGCCUGGGACCAAGCGACCAGCAGCGUGGCUGGUCCGGUCGUGGAGAGACCUGCACGGUCACUGCGGGGGCGGGAUACCUAUAUAUAUAUAUGGUCAAACCUAGGGAGGGAGGGGUGGCGGCGGCUAGAAUUGCAGUGCUCCCCUGCAAGAUCUUGUUACUGCCUUUUCGGGUCUCUUCUUCAAUUGCCUUUUUAAAAAAAUGUUUCCUUUGUGUUUUUUGUUUGGGUUUUUUGUUCAAUAAAUCGUUUAAAACAGUU
Molecule: messenger RNA, 1705 nt
Organism: Elgaria multicarinata webbii
Lineage: Eukaryota; Metazoa; Chordata; Lepidosauria; Squamata; Anguidae
Product: histone H1.10
Exons: 1
Coding region: 195-869 (224 amino acids)
Biological process (GO): nucleosome assembly
Cellular component (GO): nucleosome
Molecular function (GO): structural constituent of chromatin; DNA binding
Source: RefSeq, a predicted model, not a curated record